AUGGAGCUGCCCAGAAAAACUUUGAAUGCCUUUGCCCUGCUGCAGCUAAUCCUGUGCCUGCUGCUCCUGCCCGGCUUCAGCUCCGCCCAACUGCAGCACCAGCAAACGUACUAUCAUCCCCAUCAUCCCCGAGCCCAGCUGUACUACGAGGCGCCACGACUGAGGCGCUACGAGUAUGCCCCGAGCGCCAGCUAUAUCUCUGGCUAUCCGGUGGCGCCCGCUCUGGCAGGACACUAUCAGCAGCAGCAGACGCCGAACUUCCAGCUGAUAAACUAUCGUCCCAGCUACCAGCCCAUGGCCCUGGAGUACCAGCAGCAGCAGCCGCCCCCCCUGCCAGUGCCUGCCCCGGUCCUGCCCUCGAUCUACCCUCAGCCGAGCGUCCAGUACCAGCAGCGAUCCAUUGCGCCGCACUCGGAGCUGUCCAAGUACCGUUACGAGGGGAAUUACCUGCCCGUCCAGCGAGUGGCAGCUCCACCUCCACCUCCACAGUUCCAGCAGCAGCAACAGCAGCAACUGCGUCGCGUGGAGGAGCCUCUGCAGCAGCUGUACAACGUGCCACCGGCUCUGUUCACCAGCGAUGUGUUGCACGUGAUUCCGCCAAGGCUAGCCAGGCUGCAGGAGCAGCAGCAGCAGCCCCAGACGGAACGUCCCAGACGCAAUGCUCAGGUGGAUGCAGAGGCGGCAGAGACCAGAACCCAGCAAAAGGAGGCACCACCCAUGAAGGAAACCAAGUAUUUUCACGAUAUUUUCAUGCGUUUCGAUGGACCCCAUUCGCGCUCCCACGGACAUGUCCUGAAGCAGCCCAAGGCCGAGGAGCGACGCUUCGAGAUGCAGCGUGGCACCAAUCGCUACAAGGGGGAGGUGAUUUGGACAGAUCGUCAGGGCAGUCAUGGCGAGCAUCGCUGGGACAUGGCCCAGGGAAAACUCUAAGCGAAAACGAUCUCUGAUGGAAUUUUUUUUUUUUUUUUUUGCCGAUUUCCAUACCACCCUCUCUGACCCGCUACGCUCUUCUUUCCCUGCUC
Drosophila persimilis is the source of this 1022-nucleotide messenger RNA. RefSeq names its product transcriptional regulator DEF1. The record is from RefSeq and is a predicted model, not a curated record. Lineage: Eukaryota; Metazoa; Arthropoda; Insecta; Diptera; Drosophilidae. The transcript has 3 exons. The coding region runs from base 1 to 930 and encodes 309 amino acids.